This is a messenger RNA of Solanum lycopersicum (tomato), 2739 nucleotides long. Its product is annotated as probable GPI-anchored adhesin-like protein PGA55. Gene Ontology annotation, molecular function: nucleic acid binding. The record is from RefSeq and is a predicted model, not a curated record. NCBI's taxonomy places the organism in Eukaryota, Viridiplantae, Streptophyta, Magnoliopsida, Solanales, Solanaceae.
UGUAAACAUUGUUCUGAGUAUCAUAAAACCUCGCCAAAACCCUCUGCUGUUGCUUUACUCUCCCUGUAAGAGAGGGGAGAGCAAUAAUGUCCCUCUCUCGUCUUCUUUCAAUCAAAUUGCGACCGUUAAUCAACACAGUAGAAUGUAGAAGAUGGUGUUCUUCAGUGAAUGGUAAGGGUGAAAUUUCACAGCCGUUGAAGAAAUCAGAAGUGAUGGUGCAACUGAAAGACAGAGAUGUGGAGAUAGCUGAAAAGAAGCAUAUGACUGAAAAUGAAGAGGUCUUUCCUAGAGAAACACGUGUCCAGAAGGAAGUAGAUUCGUGGAAUAGUUUGGUAGCGACCUUUCAAAUAACUAAAAAGAAGAUAUUUAGAAAUAUUUUGGAGCAGAAGAGCAGUAGCACUCAUUCAUUAACUUCCACUUCUGAUCUUAAGGAUUCUGAUAAUGUUGUAUCUGCUCAUAGUCAUGAUAGUGGAAGUAUGAAUAAUCUUAAGAGUACAAUUCGUUCAGAAAAGACGUCUAUAACUAAUAUGGAAGAAAAUGUUGACAGUAAAACAUCUCUGUCUUCUUUUAUAGCCGUUGAGAUUGUUAAUAUGAAAAACACUUCAAAUACAGUUGAGACUGAGGAAUCGCGAAAUAUCUCGUCAAAAGAAUGUGAAGGAAGCACUGACUACGGGGUAAAUGACAUGUCUUCCGGUGCAUCAUCUAUCUGCAGGAAAGCCGAUUCCAACGACGGUGUUCAACUGAUUAAUGAUUUCCAUCAUUCAGAGUUCGUUAAGAAAGAGAGAGAACAAUUGCUAGCUGAGGAAGCAUCAUCAAGUUUACAAAUCAGUUCUGGCGAAGAGAUCCUGUCAAAAUCUGAGGACGCACGUAUCGUAGAACAUCGGAUGCAAAUUGAGAUACCUAGGACAUCACAUAGAAUUUCUGCAAAUAAAUCUGGUUCAACUGCAUCUGAAAGCCAGGAGGACAUUAUGAAGAAGUUCAAAUUUUCGUCGAAUCAGAUUGUUGCCCCAAAGAGCGAAAAAUCUGUACCUAGAGAGUUUGAGCACCUUCAUGAAACUUCUCAGAAUACUUUCGGCAAGAGUGGCGACAUAAAGGGCUUAAUAGAAUGUAUUAGGGUGCUCCCUCCUCAGAAUCAUUCUGUUGUUAGGCCUGAGGAAAUUGUUGUUGACAGAAGUGUUGACAGAUAUAGUGGAAGAAAGGCAAGUAACAGCACCCAAGCACAAACUAACGAGCAGUCAACUGACAGGAAAAAAAGAAAGACUUCAUCUCAGGGUGUGAUUGGAAAGAAGGUUGGGAUAUCUAGUGAAGUCGCUGAAGAUCUCAACCCUGGUGAUGAUAGAUCAGAGAUCAGGAAUACUGCACCUCGUGAUUUCUUCAAGUCAAUAGAAACUGAAGAGCUUACAUCUUUGAGGGAAAUUGUUGCUGACAGAAAUGUUGACAGAUAUAGUGAAAGAAAGACAAGUAACAUCACCCAAGCACAAACUAACAAGCAGUCAACUGACAGGAAAAAAAGAAAGACUUCAUCUCAGGGUGUGAUUGGAAAGAAGGGUGGGAUAUCUAGCGAAGUCCUUGAUGAUCUCAACCCUGGUGAUGAAAGAACAGAGAUCAGGAGUACUGCACCUCGUGAUUUCUUCAAGUCAAUAGAAACUGAGGAGAUUACAUCUUUGAGGGAAAAUGGUAACCUGAACAAGGAUGAGGAUGCCUCUUUAUCUGAAAAAUUAUCUGAUGAAAACAAAUUGACUAUAAAGUUUGUGAAUGUAAAAGCUACAGAAGAUGAUGUCCGUGACUGUUUCAAAAGUUGUGGGGCUAUUACAAAAGUAGUGUUUCCAAGUGUCAAAUCAACUAAUUAUAAAGUUGCACACAUUUAUUUUGAGUCCAAAAAAGGAAGGCAAAAGGCUCUUGAAUGGUCUGAUGUGGUCAUUAAGAAUAUAGUAGUUGUGGAGGCCACUUUUCCUCCGAAAGGGAGAGAGAGGAUGUGUAUACCUGAUUUAAUUGGUUAUCCAGAAGUUCCCACCUCAUUGGUAAAGCAUCCUUCAAGGACAGUUAUGAUAAAAGAAUUGAAGCACAAUGUGUCCUUUCAUGACAUCGAAGAAGCUCUAGCCUUCUGCAGAAGCAACAUAACUGGAAUUUACUUUGGUUCAUCAAGCUCCGUUGCAUAUGUGGAAUUUGAGACAGUAGAGGGCAAAGAGAUUGCUAUUGCAAAGCAUUCAUUGACCAUGCUUGGAGAGACACUAUCAAUCUUGCGAAUCGAUGCACCAAGAACAACCAUUGUAAGGAUAUCAAAUAUCGCUAUCCCUUCCAGAGCCAAAGUGAUCUCCUUUUGCAAAAAUCUGGGACAGACUAGGCACUUCUUCAAGAAAGCUCUUGGCAUCAUGGACGUGCAUUUCAAACUCGCUGAAUGGCCAAGAAUGUUAGAGAUUAUAAACAGGCUGAACGGAACUGAAGUAGAUGGUCAGCAGUUGGUAGCUAAGCCUGCUCCGAUCUAUCCCCCAGAUGUCCUUAAGGUUCUCUGGAGUCAACCAGAGGGUAGAAAGCACUUGAAAACCACAUUCAACAGCAUGCUGCUGAAAGUAGGAGGAGGGAGUACAGUUGGUUUAACAGAACUUGUAGAUAAAUUUUAUGCUGAUGUACAAGAAACAUAAUUAACAUAAAGAUAGUAAGUUUUGUUCAUCAAAACAUACUGUAAAAGUCCCUGUGCAUUUACUCUCUAAUACUAUAAAAAAUAAAUAAAUAUAUAUA